UCUGAGAGCAGAAGCAGACCAUUCUUCUUCCUCUUCAUCCACCCACGCGGACUCAGUCAGAGCCAUGAGGAAGGCGGCCGCCAAGCCCAAGCCGAGGGCGAGGGGGAAGGCCAAGCCCAAGCCGAAGGCGAAGCCCAGCCCCGACUCUCUCUCCGCCGCCUCGUCCCCGUCCGACGCCAGCGACGGGUCCCCCUCCCCCUCUCCCGUCGCCCUCCCCUCCGCCUCCAAGCCCAAGCCCAGGGUCAGGGCGAGGCCGAGGGCCAAGCCCAAGCCGAAGCCCAGCCCCGACUCCCUCUCCGGCGCCUCCUCGCCGUCCGACGCCAGCGCCGGGUCCCCCUCCCCCUCCCCCGUCGUCGGAGUCCGCCGCGGCUUCCUCUCGCCCGCCUCGCUGGUGACGCCCAAGGCCAGAUCCCCCCUCUCCGCGCCGGCCUCCGUGUCCACCGUCGGCGACCUGAGGGGCCUCGCCGCCUCGGGCCUCGACUCGCUCAAGCGCCGCCUCGACGCGCUCCACGCCGACAACGCCCGUGACCUCGAGGCCUCCCACUCCCGGAUCUCCAAGCGCAUCAAGAUGCAGACGCAGAGCUGCGUGCAGAUGGCGGAGGAGGCGGAGAAGGAGCAUAAGAAGAUGAUCGACAACUACUCCCAGCAAGCCGACGAGAUCAAGGCAUCGUACAAGAAGUUGAUGACAGAGGUGCAGUCGUCUUCGUCUCGUGUGUGCAAGGUGACCCUCCCUGAGAUGGCAAAGUCUGUGGCCAGAGCUAUCGACGGCUUGCGCAGUCGCUACAACAUCCCAGCUACAACAGCUUAGCAUACAGUUUCUGCUACAUCUCUGACUUGGUACAUGCCCUUCUCCAGAUCAACCUGGCUGCUGAAUUCCUGGACUCAUGGCAGCAGAAAACUCGCGCAUUUGUCAAUAACUACUGUUACACUUCUUGCUACAGUCUCUUCGUCAGCUACGUCAAAACUCGUUACGUUCAGUCCAAUAUAUGGGGCUCGUAAGCUAUGUCAAAACUUCUGUUGGUACCUAGGGUUGGAUCAUGCUAUGAACAUUCUUUACACCUUGUAUUAUAUGAAUUGUCGUCAGUUGGUCGAUUAAUCCAUUGGAUAUCGGAAGUUUGCUGA
Molecule: messenger RNA, 1122 nt
Organism: Aegilops tauschii subsp. strangulata
Lineage: Eukaryota; Viridiplantae; Streptophyta; Magnoliopsida; Poales; Poaceae
Source: RefSeq, a predicted model, not a curated record